This is a messenger RNA of Phialemonium atrogriseum, 708 nucleotides long. RefSeq lists its product as uncharacterized. The record is from RefSeq and is a predicted model, not a curated record. NCBI's taxonomy places the organism in Eukaryota, Fungi, Ascomycota, Sordariomycetes, Cephalothecales, Cephalothecaceae. Bases 1 to 708 code for a protein of 235 amino acids. The transcript has 2 exons.
AUGGUCUACGUCGUCCUCCCCGCGCUGAUCCCCGACAUCCGGCGGCUGUACGAUGUCUACUUCAACGCGUUCAAGAACGACAAGAUGGGCCAGAUCAUGGUGCGGCUCCUCUUCCCGGGCACGCUGACCGAGUCGGAGGAGUUCCGCAAGGGCCACGCCGAGGGCACGCUGAGCUACUGGCACACGAGCGACGUGCAGUACACGUUCAAGUGCGUCGACUCGCUGACGGGCGACAUUGUCGGCAUCGGCCUCGGCGACGUCUACAUCAAGAAGCGGUCCGACGAGGAGCGCGCCUUCCAGGGCGUCUCCUGGCUGCAGGGCGAGGACAGGGAGCGCGCCGAGAAGGUGGUCAGGCCGCUGUGGGAGAUGAGGGAGAAGUUGUUUGGGGGCGAGCCGUAUCUCUACGUCCACGUCGUCGGCAUCGAACCCAAAUUCCAGGGCCUCAGGGCCGGGGCGGCUAUGAUGGAGUGGGGAAUCGACCUGUGCGAGAGGACGAGACUGCCCGUCUACUUCGAGGCAUCGCCCACCGUGCUGGAGAUGUACAAGAAGAUGGGCUUCGAGCUUCUCAAGGAGACCAUCGUCCACAAGGCGGAGGUCCUGGGCACGGAUGAGGACAUUACCGUGCCCCUCAUGGUCAGAAUGCCCAAGGCAGCCAAGGGGAUAGGAUUCUACGAGUGGAAGGAGCAGGGAUACCCGAGGUUUGGCUAA